This is a messenger RNA of Colletotrichum orchidophilum, 426 nucleotides long. RefSeq lists its product as uncharacterized. Lineage: Eukaryota; Fungi; Ascomycota; Sordariomycetes; Glomerellales; Glomerellaceae. The transcript has 4 exons. The coding region runs from base 1 to 426 and encodes 141 amino acids. The record is from RefSeq and is a predicted model, not a curated record.
AUGGCACCUGGACAUUCAAGUCCCUCAUCGGCACCAUGGCCCAAGGGCAAGAACAAGUACAGAACCGCGGGCCUCAUCCUCAUGGAGCACAUUGACGGGUUCUUCGUCGAAGAGGUCCCGUCGGGCCCGACAGCGUCCACUUGGGGGCUGGGAGAGAUAGAUCGGUACACAGAGGCCACCGCCGUUGAUGGCGACUUGAGCCAUUGCGAGAGAGCCUCGGACGGUUCUGCUCGGCCUGAGCCGCACGCCGCUGUGGUCCAUGACGAAGGCCGGGACAGGAGCCGUUCUGCGGCGUUCACGGCCUCCAGCUCACUCCCUAGCCACUUCACCCUAUCGAACGGUUCAGCUCCGUCGCACUCACGAGUUUCGUCGGAUAGUUCCCCAAGGAGCCCGCGGAAUUCCAUUUUUGAGACGCUGCGCGAGUAG